Molecule: messenger RNA, 1371 nt
Organism: Pieris macdunnoughi
Lineage: Eukaryota; Metazoa; Arthropoda; Insecta; Lepidoptera; Pieridae
Source: the annotation of a GenBank genome assembly
AUGUCCAACACUUCACAAUUAGUUGAUGUAUUUAGAAUAUACAUAGCAGACGGUUUUUCCGAGGACUGUGAGGAUUUAAUACAGCGUUGUUUAAAAUUAGACUUAUUAAAUUUCCAAACAUUCUGCACUGUAUGGAAAGAAAUGCACUUUCCGAGCUUGUAUCAGGAACUCACAACAUGUGCGGAAAUUGCAGAGCUUUCUGAAGAAUUGAUCAUUGUUGCUAAGAGUUUUAUGGUGCAGGACACAGGAAAUUACAAGGAAUCUGUGAUAAGCCUCUUCAUAGUGUAUGCAUUGGUAACACAACAGCCUUUUGCCAAUUUUGCAUAUUUACCUAUAUGCCCUGAGGAUGUACCGGAAAUAAAGCGCUUGGAAGAUGCAAUACGACAUCACAGGUUAAACGAUGCGUUACUUAUUCUUGGUCGAGUAUUGGUUAAGCACUCAAGGUACACAGCUGCGGAGCGUGAAAGGGGAUUUGAUACCACCUUGAUUAAAUAUUUUAAUGGCUCAGUGGUUAUGAAGAAUAAACAUAUGGGUACAGCAGGAAUUUUCGGCGAUCAAAAUGAAGAGCCUGAUAUGUUAAUGGAAUUGGGUACGAUUGCCAGGAAAUACACUCAGUGCAGAGAUCGAUUGAAUGAUAAUAUAAAAGCUGGUCUGAAAUACGUAAAUCCCAAUUUGCCUUCUCAACUGUCGACGUCGUUUAAGAGACUGGUGAAAGGCUAUUUUGAUAAUGAUGACGCCAAAAAUAGGUCUGAGGCGAUGACCGAAAUAAAACAACGAGCAAUGACUAAUACGGCUGAUCAACUUCAUUAUCUAAUGACGUCACAGGAAAGGAAUGAAAACCUUCCAUCAAAAACUAAUGCAAAUAAAUCUCCUCAAAAAACAUCUGCACAAAUGUGCACCAAUAAAUCAAUAUCAUCUGCAUCAUUCUUCUCCCGAUUGCAUAAUUCUAAAGUGGCAAAAUUUGGAAAAAGAAACACUGUUAUUUUAAAUAAAAUGGAAAGCGAAGAAAUGGAAUCGCUUCAACGUGAUCUGAGUCUCAAAGAAAUUGAAGGUUACGUGAAUGACACUGAAACUAGAAAGGAUAAUACAGACGAGAGAAAUAGAAAAAGAAAAAAUAAAGAAGUUAAUGAAGUACCUGACAAAGUAUCAAAAACAAUUAAAAGUACCAAUCCGGGAACGGCUAAAAGAAAAGCAAAAGAGAAAAUCUCUAGUAACGAGAAGACAAACAAAGAAAUUAUAGAUGUGAUACCAGCGAUAGUUCAUUCUAUAAAUGGCGAAACAGAAUGCGAAAUAGAAGUUAUAGAUUAUGCUAUAGAUUCAAGUAUACCAGUUCACAAAGUAAUUAGUGACGUUAUUAAAUCAGCGGAAUAA